AUGGAGAGACUGGAUCUCUCCAUGAACCAUUUGUCUGGAAAAAUCCCGGCAUCAUUUACAGGUCUUAAUUUCUUAUCAAGUUUCAAUGUCUCGUACAAUAAUCUUGGAGGACGAAUACCAUCAGGCACUCAACUCCAAAGUUUCAAUGCUUCUGCAUUUGAGGGGAAUCAACUUUGUGGUGCCCCACUUCCAAAUAAGUGUCAGACAACAGAGGGUGCUGAUGCACCUGAUAUGAGCACCCCAGAUGCAGACAACAAGGAGCAUCAAAUUCCAUGGUUUUAUGUUUCUGUUGCACUUGGGUACAUUACAGGAUUUUGGGGAGUCUGUGGUCCCUUGGUGCUUAUGAGAAAGUGGAGGUGUGCAUAUUACCAUUUCCUAGACAAAGUACAAGACAGCUUCCAUGUGAUGAUAGCAGAGUGUAUGGCAAGCAUGAGGAGAAAGUUUGUUUAG
Rosa chinensis is the source of this 450-nucleotide messenger RNA. Its product is annotated as receptor-like protein EIX2. Lineage: Eukaryota; Viridiplantae; Streptophyta; Magnoliopsida; Rosales; Rosaceae. The record is from RefSeq and is a predicted model, not a curated record. The coding region runs from base 1 to 450 and encodes 149 amino acids. Gene Ontology annotation, molecular function: protein binding. The transcript has a single exon.